Oikopleura dioica is the source of this 825-nucleotide messenger RNA. The record is from the annotation of a GenBank genome assembly. Lineage: Eukaryota; Metazoa; Chordata; Appendicularia; Copelata; Oikopleuridae.
AUGUCGGAAUUCGAAUCGUUGAUGACUUUUUACAACCCAGAUUUCACCCUAGAAAACCACGGCCAAUAUGGCUGCAAAUGCCAAUACAUGAUCACGGAUCGACCCCUUUCCGCCGGUCCUGCUGGCCCCGUUGCCGUCGACGAAUUAGAUUACACUUGCCAAGCUCAUAAAGAUUGCUACAGAUGCGCGAAAGAAAAGUGGGGAGACGCUUGCAUCCCGGAAUUCAACAAUUACUUUUUCGAAGUUGUCGAAAACGACAUUCAAUGCACCUCGACAGUUGGAAGCUGCAACAGAGCUCUUUGCGAGUGCGACCUGGAAUUCGCGAAAGCGCAUGUUGCGAAAAUUGACGUCUACGAUCAGAAAUUCACGCUUUUCAAUGGAUUUAUUGCCGGAAUGACCUGUCCGAAUUACUGCGGAAAAUCCAAAUUCGAAGUUGAUUCUGACUCUGACGAACUCUCCGCUGGAACAUUCCGCGCCCAUGAUGAGCUGGUCAAUGGACGCCGAUGCUGGGAGAACCAAGAUGGCUUCUUGAUCACGUGGGAUCAUGCCAAGUGGGUGAUUCAGAAUUCGACGGAUACGAUCGCGGAGGGCCUUGAAGAUGUCGGCUGCCCAACUGUAACCGAAUGGGUGGUGCCAGCGUCGAAAGGAGGAGGUGGAUUCGGGAUCACUUUCAAUGGACAAGGAAGAGAAGAAAUCAUAGACGAGCAUGUUGCCGUCGACAAACAGUGUUGCGUGAAUCAGUCGUCAACAAAAUUCACCGUUUUCAACGCUGUCACUCAUGAAUGCUGCGCGAAUGGAGAAAACGCACUGAUUGGAGAGUGCUAA